AUGGACGAACACGACGACUUCGACAGCGUCUCAUGGAAACACGAUCCAGAAAGCGAUAUCUCGCGCCCUACGACCGCCGACUCGGAGGCCCUAGACGCCCCGCACGACUUUCUUGAGCAUGAUGUCAAUGGCAAGCGGCGAGUGAGCGCUGUCGGCGCGGCGGGGGACGACGACGACAAUAGUGAGCCCCAGGCUGGACACCUGGCGGACGCGGUCGAUCUGGCGGGUAUUGGAGAUGGAGAGUUACAGUGCAAGGUUGAUUCACCGUUAAAGGAGAAUGAUGGCACGAAGGAUGCGUAUAUUUCGUAUCUUGUCUCGACGCAUACCGACUUCAAGUCCUUCCAGAAAUCCGAUUUUGCCGUCCGCCGACGAUUCACCGACUUCUAUUUCCUCUACAAAACGUUGUACCGCGAGUAUCCGGCGUGCGCGGUGCCGCCGCUUCCGGAUAAGCAUAAGAUGGAGUACGUGCGGGGGGACCGGUUUGGCAGCGAAUUCACGACGCGGCGGGCGUGGUCGCUGCACCGGUUCCUGAAGCGGCUGUCGCUGCACCCUGUGCUGCGGCGAGCACCGUUGCUGGCGGUGUUUCUCGAGUCGCCGGACUGGAACGCCCACAUGCGGCUGCGGACGUCGCGGACGUCGAACGGAGCCGCGGGAGAUAACAGCACGGGCAUCUUUGACAACUUCACAGACACGUUCGUCAACGCUUUCACGAAAAUACACAAGCCGGAUCAGCGGUUUAUCGAGGUGCGCGAGAAGGCCGACAAGCUGGACGAGGACCUCACCCAUGUGGAAAAGAUCGUGGCCCGGGUUGCCCGGCGUGAGUCCGACCUGGAGACAGACUACAACGAGCUGGCGAUGCAGUUCCGCAAGCUGGUCCCGCUCGAGCCAGACGUCGAGAUGCCGCUGCAGAUCUUUGCGGCCUCGGUAGAGGAGACGGCACGGGGCUUCAAGACGCUCCGCGACCACACGGACCAGAACUACCUGGGCUCGCUGCGCGACAUGGAGGCCUACCUGACCUCGAUCAAAACGCUGCUGAAGACGCGCGAACAGAAACAGCUCGACUUUGAAGCCCUGGUCGACUACCGCAACAAGGCUGUCGCGGAGCGCGACUCGCUGGCCGCCAAUCCGGCCUCGUACUACGCCUCCAACCCGCUCACCUCCUCGCCCGCCUCUUUCAUCCGCUCCAAGAUGGAGGACAUGCGCGGCGUCGACCACGAGCAGUCGCGGCGGGAGCGUGUCCGCAAGCUCGAGCUGCGCAUCGACGAGCUCACCCGCGAGGUCGACUCGGCCAAGACCACUUCCGAGAUGUUCGACGAGGAGGUUGUCCGCGAGGUCGCCGACUUUGAGCGCAUCAAGGCCGUCGAGUUCCGCGACACCCUCGGCGACCUCGCGGACCGUCACAUCGACUUUUACCAGGACAUCUUGAAUACCUGGGAGCGCUUCAUUGCCGAAAUGGACGAGACGGAACCAGAUCUGACCAAAUAG
This is a messenger RNA of Penicilliopsis zonata CBS 506.65, 1485 nucleotides long. RefSeq lists its product as hypothetical. Gene Ontology annotation, cellular component: phagophore assembly site. Gene Ontology annotation, biological process: cytoplasm to vacuole targeting by the Cvt pathway; autophagy. The record is from RefSeq and is a predicted model, not a curated record. Lineage: Eukaryota; Fungi; Ascomycota; Eurotiomycetes; Eurotiales; Aspergillaceae. The coding region runs from base 1 to 1485 and encodes 494 amino acids. Gene Ontology annotation, molecular function: phosphatidylinositol binding. The transcript has 2 exons.